UAUGAAAUCUCUCAUUCUUAAAGCUGCAUCCAAUAACCAAAUUAUUAUGGAUAAGGUUUUUGAAUGGUCUGAUCGUUCUACCAAAAUUAAAGAUUAAAUUAUAUGGGCUGUCUCUGAAGAUAAACACAAACAAUCUUCUUAAGCUAUAUUAGGUUCAAAUCAUUUGUUAAAGCCUCCUGAAGUAAAUAGAUAAAAUGGUGGAAGUCCUGUUAGAGCUGAAUCUAAAAGAAUGACUAGUACAUCAAUUUAGGGAUCUAUGUCAUCUAUGAUUAUUAAAUAUGUGCCUUCUUAGGUUGAGAAUACAAGUAUUAAAGAUGAGAAAAGGUCUAGAAGUAAAAAAAGUAGGAAAAGCAAGAAGAGUGCCAAAUCUUCAAAAAGAUAAUCAGUAGGUUUUCAUAGUGGAAUAUAAAUAAUUGAACCUAAGGAUUAAUAUAGAGUAAAAUUAAUGAACCUUAUUCUCAGCGCUAUAAAACAAUUGAUUCUACUUGGGGGUUUCAUUAAUAUAUGGAUGAAUUUAGUGGAGAUGAAGAUUCUUAGAAAUUGUCUACAAAGUAUCAAUAAUUGUAAGGAAUGCCAGUCCAUUUUAAAAAUAUUCAUAAACCUACUUCAAAAUCAUGA
Paramecium primaurelia is the source of this 618-nucleotide messenger RNA. NCBI's taxonomy places the organism in Eukaryota, Ciliophora, Oligohymenophorea, Peniculida, Parameciidae. The record is from the annotation of a GenBank genome assembly.